Capronia coronata CBS 617.96 is the source of this 1371-nucleotide messenger RNA. RefSeq lists its product as uncharacterized. NCBI's taxonomy places the organism in Eukaryota, Fungi, Ascomycota, Eurotiomycetes, Chaetothyriales, Herpotrichiellaceae. The coding region runs from base 1 to 1371 and encodes 456 amino acids. Gene Ontology annotation, cellular component: cytoplasm. The transcript has a single exon. The record is from RefSeq and is a predicted model, not a curated record. Gene Ontology annotation, molecular function: oxidoreductase activity.
AUGCCUUUACCGCACGACAACCCCAUGCCAUCUUACUGGCUUUCCUUCCCGUCGGACCUCUCGAAACACCGAACGACUGAGGAGCUUCCGCAAGAAGCGGACGUGGUGGUCAUAGGCUCAGGGUAUUCCGGAGCCGCGACAGCGUACAAUCUAUUACAAAAAGAUGGCGGCAAGAAGCCUACAGUGGUGAUACUGGAAGCUCGCGACGCGUGCUCCGGAGCCACGGGCAGGAAUGGCGGCCAUGUCCUCCCGGAUCUCUACUUCAACGCGAGUAGUUACGAGAAGAGGUUUGGACCGCGGACGGCCGAGGAACUCACAAGCUUUGAGAUGCAGCAGGUCAUCGAAGUCAAGAAACUGGUGGACAGGGAACAGAUUGACUGCGACUUCGAACUUACCCGCGCCGUUGGCGUCUUCCUGGACAAUCGGGUCGCCGCACCGACGAUCGCAGCCUACAAGGACAUGAAGGCAAGAGGGUAUCAAUUCCCCGACGAUUUACAUUUCAUUGCGGACCCGAAGAAAGCCGAGCAGGUCUCGGGCGUCAAGGGUGCCUUGGCCGCGUUCUCUCACACGGCCGCCUCAGUCUGGCCGUACAAGAUGGUGACACAUCUCCUGCGUCGGUGUCUGGGCUGGGGCGCCAACCUGCAAACCCACACACCCGUGCUCUCCAUCUCAGACGCGCCCGACGCCGCUGGCCGGUGGAGCGUAAGGACGGCUCGAGGACAGAUCAGGGCGAAAAAGGUCGUCGUGGCUGCGAAUGCCUACAUCCCCAGCCUGCUGCCUGAGUUUGGCGACAAGAUUGUCCCCGCCCGAGGCAUUGCAUGCCGGAUCGCAGUGCCCGACGGCGGAAAGCCUGCUCCGCAUCUCAACAACUCGUACACUAUACGGUAUGGGCCACAGGAAUACGACUACCUGAUCUCCCGAACCGACGGCAGCAUCGUGGUGGGAGGGGCCAAGCAGAAGGUGUUGCUGAACGACGCCAACUGGCAUAACAACAGUGAUGACUCACAAUUAAUCCCCGGAGCCGCCGAAUACUUUGACGGCUACAUGCAGCGGCUGUUCCAUGGCUGGGAGGAUUCCGGUGCCCAAGUCACCCAUAUCUGGACAGGGAUCAUGGGCUACUCGUCGGACCUGAUGCCGUGGGUCGGCGAAUUGCCCGGGAAGCCUGGGAUCUAUGUCCUGGCUGGGUUUACGGGUCAUGGCAUGCCUCGCAUUCUGGGCUGUGCCACCGCCAUCGCAUCUCUUGUGCGCGGCGAUGUACAGUACUUGAGCGAGACCAAGAUUCCUCCACCGUUCUGGAUCACCAAGGACAGACUGCGCAUGAAGAACAAUAUCGCCCGAGAAUAUAUGGCUGGUUCGCGGCCUUCACUGUGA